Messenger RNA from Acanthaster planci (crown-of-thorns starfish), 3991 nucleotides. Its product is annotated as methyl-CpG-binding domain protein 2-like. Gene Ontology annotation, molecular function: methyl-CpG binding. Gene Ontology annotation, cellular component: nucleus. The record is from RefSeq and is a predicted model, not a curated record. NCBI's taxonomy places the organism in Eukaryota, Metazoa, Echinodermata, Asteroidea, Valvatida, Acanthasteridae. Gene Ontology annotation, biological process: DNA methylation-dependent constitutive heterochromatin formation; negative regulation of transcription by RNA polymerase II.
UUUUUACGCGGAUGUGGAAAACAUCUUGAGUGCGCACGUCGACCCCUGUGCUGUGGAACCAAGUGCAUGUUGGUUACAAAAUGGAGAAGAAAAAGACAGAAGAAGUGCCCUUUUUGCCAAAAGGUUGGAGGAGGGAGGAGGUGAUAAGAAAAUCCGGUCUUUCUGCUGGAAAAACAGAUGUUUAUUAUCACAGCCCGUGUGGCCGGAAGUUCCGUAGCAAGCCCCAACUCGCAAGGUUCCUCGGCGACGCCAUCGAUUUGACCUCCUUUGAUUUCCGGACGGGCAAGCUUCUGACGUCGGGAGUUCGAAAGAGUAAACGACUGAAGAACAUCCAUUAUGAUUACAACAAAGGUACGCGACACGACAUCAGCUUGGUCCUGCCUAUCCGACAGACAGCGUCUAUCUUCAAGCAGCCUGUUACGUUGAAGACCAAUCAUGCAGCCAAUCGCAUCAAGGCAGACCCCAAACAGGACACCAAGGAAACACCAAGACAGCUUUUCUGGGAGAAGCGACUGCAAGGGAUGCAUGCAUGCGACAUCGAAGAGGAAAUCCUACAGUCCAUGGAGCUUCCUGAAGGGCUCUUUGCUGUUGGCCCAGACAUGAAGGAAGAAAGUCUUGUACAGAGUAUUGCGUCCAGCCUUCAUCUCAGCACUCAACCAAUCAUGGGACAGACUGGAUCACAGAAUCAGAUUGAGAAGAACCCAGGGGUGUACCUGAACACUGAGCAGCCUCCUUGCAUGAAGUUCCUGGUGACAGAGGGAGACAUCAGGAAGCAAGAGGAGCGGGUGCGAGAGAUCAGGCAGAGACUGCGCAAGGUGCUAGAGGGUGACCUCAAACAGAUACAAGCUGAGUUGGAGGAAUCAGAAGAGGAGGAGGGUUCAGAGUGAUCAAACCCCGCCCACAACAGGAAAACCAUCAAUCAAUCAACCUGUAGCUCCGCCCAGUGUCAUUCGUACACUAGUUCACCAAAGCUCUGUGCACCAGACUUUGAAUAUGUAUGCAUUGACCUGUGUGACUCCGCCAACUUGUUCCCUGGCAGUUGUUCUACACCAGACUGGAUGGUGUACGCUGUUUACAGACAUUGAAUAUUUUUUGUUCAGCCAAGUGUAUGGCUCUACCUACUGGCUAUUAAGCAGCUGCCCCAUACCAGACUCCGUCUAGCAUAAGUCCCUCCCUUGAGUGUUGGAGUUGCUCCACCCACUGCCACCACCCACCAGUUGUGCACGAAGCAAGCAUCACUUAAGCGUCUCCCACAUGGGUCAAACAUGUAUUUAACUGGCUGGAUAAAAUUACAGUAACCGCCUCCCAGAGUGUGCCAGACUGGCACUUCCAGCUAUGCCCAUCAAAUUUGACUCCAGGUGAAUUAAUAGUUUCUGUCCAGUCGUUAAUUUAAAUUGGCUGUCUCAGUACCUUCAGAAUGUGUUUCAUCCGUGUCAAGCAGCCAGGGGGCAGCUCUGCCUUGGUGAGGAAGGCCCAGUUAUGAUAUGCAUGUAAAUGCACCUGUAUAAUAGCUGACUGCAUAGACGCUCCUGAACAUUAAUGUCAACCGAUUAACUCCACGCCUACAGUAUGAUAGUUAUGCGCCUUAUUCUUAAUCACCUGAUUUCCUUGUGUCAGUUUACCUCCCUUGGUUGGCAUCACAAUUUUCUUUGAAAUUGUCCCACUGCUGGGUAUUUCUGUGUCUUUUGUAACUGGCUUUCAAGUUUUUAUUGAUGUUUAAUGCUGAACCCGCCUGCGCACGUCUUGGUUAAUGUGCCGUAGUGUCAGUAACAGAAAUUGCCCUCCCUUCAGCUUCGCUGUAGAACAUGAAGGGCCAUUCUUCCAUUGCUUUGCUUUUAAAACUCAGUAACUGCUUACAGAGUUACAGAGCUGUUCAAAGGAACACAUUCAAAGGUAGAAGUAAGGUCCAAACUCCACAGACGGUAUUUCAUUUUUCAGAUGUACACCAUUCCAAAGACCAAAGGAAUUAUAGUCUGUUGACGAAGGAAGUAGUAUCGUUGAAAUUUCUGUGAAAGCAUUACAAAUUGCUUGAACAGUCAUAACCAAGGCUUUGUUGGGUUAUUUUUCAUUGGUUUAAUUAAUUGUUUUGGGAAAGCUUGUCUACAUCAUCAUCACAAUUCUUGCCUAGUUGAAAAUAGCCAAAGGAAGUCACCUGUGGGAAACAACGGAAGGAACGCCUUGUAUUAACUGCCAGUAUGCGCCCCGGUACACUGAGGAAUGUCCCAGAUUGCAGAGAAAUUCCUGUGUAACCACAGUUGGAGGUAUUAUUCAGAAAAAAAACCCAACAAUCAAGGACCAGUUGUAUGGUGUAACAUCUGGCAUAGUGUUUGCCCCGUACUGAGAUGGUUCCCGAGUGCACCUUGAUCUUGUACUGAGAUUCGCCUGUAGGCGAUGCACCUUUAAGCCAGCUUGUAAACCUAUCCCCCUUGCAACUCAUGUUUUCCCAGUUACUCAAAUAUUGUAGAUCCCCCCCCCCAUCUGCCGGGGUACUAGUGCGUGAGCAUUUCAUUAAUGGAAGCAUUCCCGCAGCACACAGAACAGUGGGCAAGAGCCAGGAUUGGAUCCACGCCUCUCCAGGCACGGUCUGCAUACUGUGUAGGAUCAGAAUGAAGAAUAACAGCAGCAGGUAGAACCUUCAUGCUAUGGAAAAAACAAGUGCAGUUUGCCUUCACUUACACUGCGAGGAUCCGAGACAACACAUUUUGACACUCAUUCCACCACUAGAUGUUUUUCAUUUUUCCCCAAGCCCGUUAGAGAUAUAAUCAAAGACACAGACUUUCUUCACAACACAUAUUGUGUGCCCCAAUGUUCCUUGUUUUUUUUAAAUGAGUCUAUUUUCUUAUUAAUGCUGCACAGCAUGUUUACGUCCCAUACAGAAAUUUAUCCGAAGUAAGCAGGCAUUUGUCGGAGAGUGAGUUACCGAAGCUUCUCCAUAUGUUGUAAGGAGAGUUCUCAUCCUUAGCAAUCAUUGAUGGAAUUAAAUCGAUUUGGAAGGUGGCUGUCAUCUGGUACUCGCAUACAUACAUUGAAUCACUGAUACAAAGCCUUCCUUCCUACUCUGCAAGUCUUCAUAACAUCGUACUACCUACUCCCCAUAUUCCCCCCCCCUCAAAAAAGAAAGGAACUCAGCGGUAAAUGGGACAUAAAUAUCACAAUUAAAAAAAAGUAUAACAUUGUUGACCCAGCCUUACCAAAUGAGUCUGAAGACAUUAAGGUCAGUUUAGAAUUAAUGACCAUUAAAAUAAAUUUACACAAUGUACAUGUAUAAAAGCCAAAACCCUUCAACGUCAAAAGACCAUAAUGCUCAUUUUAAUCAGAAAGCCAAACAGAGUGGUACUUCAAACCAAAGAUCUGUUUGCUUUCAUUAGUUUACUAAUGCACACUAACACAAAAUUACUUGGAAAAAAAAUGUCCUCAAAACUCCUUUUUGUGGGAUCUUUUUACAUUUGUGUAUAUUUCAACACAAGUUCGUUCUGACUGAUCAACUGAAUUUGAAUAGUCGUCCGUUUCCAAGAUUCAAUAGGAUGGAGCAAUUCCCAACUGACUGGGCGAAAUCCAGGUCAGCCUUCGCUAAUCGCGGUGCAGCAAUUGCAGGACUGCAUCUUUAUUGCUUGGUUUCUUGCACUCAGGCUUGAGAAGCAGGAAAUGUAAUCGCGUUAUGAACCGUCCUGUAAAGUGUGGAGAGUCCAAGGAAGUACAUGAACAUGUAUGAAGUGUACAAGUUGUAUUCUGUGAUCAGUCAUUGUAAAUCUGGCAUUUUCCCCCUCUGCACAAGGUGGAAGUCUUUUUUGCAGAGCAGUUUUUUCUCUCUUAAUUUAUGAAGAGAGCUUUUAAAUAAGGACAAGCCUGUAAAUAGAUUCUUCUAAUGCUUCGUUGUACUGGAAUAUUCAACAUAACUUUUGUACAUUUUCACAUGGUGUCCAAGCUUUCCCCGUAAUUGUUUUUACUGGACCACAAGCUAGACAAAUAAAAGAAUAAGAGUUUUACACAA